UAGCGUACUAUCGGGAAUAUAAGCAAAAGCGUCUCUGCACUUCUGCACAGUGUAGUGGAAGGCUCAUAAUUCACAUAAUCACCAAUUUAUAGAAAGCUACAGAACGGCAGCCAAGAUAAUGAUUACAAUUGAAGGUUGAAUCUCAAGAGACCAUAAAAACAGGGUUUCGAAAGACAGAUGCACGCAGCAAUAUGAUGUUUUGAAUGAAAACAGGAGAUCUUGUAUUAAGACUUCACAGGUUACUGUGGCCGCAAUGCUUCAACCGGUUUAUAACAUAGGAAUGCAAAAUAUGUAUGUAUGCAUGUAUGUACCUACUCUGAAGCAAGGACAAGCAAGACUGCUUACUCAAAGCAAUAACUGGACUGCUCUGACCUGCAACGGAUUUGCUGUUGGUUAUGUAUCAUUCCAAUUGCUUUAUUUGUCCUUUGUUCCAGAACAAUGCAUCUCCUUUACAAGUGUGUCCAUAGUUUUAUUCCUGUAAAGACACACUGCAAAUGAGAAAAUCUCAACUGCUCUGAUUUCCAAAAGAGGGGUUGGUUUACUGCGAACACGACAGUAUAUAGUGGACCUGACAAAGUCCAUAUUAGCUCUGGAGGGUGUGCCAUGGCCAAGGUAGUUCAAAGAUAAACAGCAGGGAAUUAGUAAGCCAAAGUCUAGAUCAUAGUGCAGUGGGUAUUCGGAGGCUUUUACAAGAUUCAACACAGCAUUCACAAUGGCUGCGUGGAAGGGGUCUAGUGUUUUAAUAACUGGGGGGAACCGAGGACUUGGACUGGAGAUGGUGAGGCAGUUUCUGGAGUCCCCUAACCCACCAGACCAGGUGUUUGCUGGCUGUCGGGAUCCAGAGGGGCCACGAGCUAAGUGUUUGAAGGAUCUCUCAAAGAAGCACUCUGAACGGCUUUUCAUUGUCCAGCUUGACAUAACGGAUCCAGUGAGCAUCAAGGAAGCAGCGAAGCAGGUGGAAUCCAAACUGAAUAAUAGAGGACUCAAUUUAUUGAUAAAUAACGCAGCCAUUAACUUGCACAGAACUCUGGACGAAACAGACAGCGAUGACAUGAUGCGCUGCUAUAAAACAAAUGUAGUGGGACCAAUGCUAAUGGCCAAGGAAUUCCUGCCUUGCCUGAAGAUGGCAGCCCAGUCCAGUGAUCUUCAAGGAAUGUGCUGCAGGAAGGCAGCGGUGAUCAAUCUGUCCACCCUGGUGGCGUCCAUUGAGAAGUGUCCUGAGACUUUCGGCGUGGCGCCCAUGUACCCCUACCGCACCAGCAAGGCAGCCUUGAACAUGCUGACCCAGUGUCUUUCUGAAGACUUCAGGAAAGAGGAAAUUCUGUGCAACGCAAUCCAUCCUGGAUGGGUGAAAACCGAUAUGGGGGGUAAAGAAGCCCCCCUGGACGUGGUGGACAGUGUCGGGGGGGUGUUUCAGGUGCUGUCUGCUCUCACAGAGAAGAACGCGGGACAGUGUCUAGACUGGGAAGGAAAGAUCAUCCCCUGGUGAGACUCUGACCCCAGACCAAGACCACCAGUCCAUUGAGCCAGACCAGGAGAAGAGAAAAACAACAAGCAGCCACUGUUUUACUAUAUUCAAUUGUUGCAUACUAAUAAAGAAGCUGGUUUGUGCAGUA
Messenger RNA from Acipenser ruthenus (sterlet), 1616 nucleotides. Its product is annotated as C-signal-like. The record is from RefSeq and is a predicted model, not a curated record. Lineage: Eukaryota; Metazoa; Chordata; Actinopteri; Acipenseriformes; Acipenseridae. The coding region runs from base 713 to 1489 and encodes 258 amino acids. The transcript has 6 exons.